Molecule: messenger RNA, 1688 nt
Organism: Vitis riparia (riverbank grape)
Lineage: Eukaryota; Viridiplantae; Streptophyta; Magnoliopsida; Vitales; Vitaceae
Product: snRNA-activating protein complex subunit
Exons: 11
Coding region: 222-1553 (443 amino acids)
Biological process (GO): snRNA transcription by RNA polymerase II; snRNA transcription by RNA polymerase III
Cellular component (GO): snRNA-activating protein complex
Molecular function (GO): core promoter sequence-specific DNA binding; RNA polymerase III type 3 promoter sequence-specific DNA binding; bent DNA binding
Source: RefSeq, a predicted model, not a curated record
CCCGAUAUGGAGAUCCAUUUUAGGUAUCCUAAAUUUUGGAGCUAAAAGAAUCUGGGUCUUAAAUAUGUGCCAUCACCCGCCACUCCCACCGGAGUCCAAGCAUCGUGGUUUAAUUGUGGGUAUUUUCUAAGAGAAAACAGGAGGAAAGAGCAUGGAGCUCUGAUUGAAAUAGGUGGCGUUGUAGCUUUGGCAUCUGCUAAUUGCAGCUCCCAACAUUAAGAAUGGAGAUAGUUGAGUGUGGACUUGAGGAUGAAGAUUCUUAUGUCUCUGUUCCUCGUGGCGGACCAAUUUAUGUUCCUGAUUUCGUGGGUCCAAUUACUAGGGUUCCUGAAUUCUUAACUAGUGUAGUCCAACAUCUGCAGGAUUUAGAGGCAGAAAUAUCCCAAGCCCAUGAUGAAGUUCUUUCGGUUGAUGAGCUUAAAAUAUUUACUGAAGAAGAGUUGGUAGACAAGGCUUUUAAGGAAGCUUUUAAGGAUAGUGAGGGGGCUCAACAUUCCUCACAACUUUCAGAUGAGAACUCUAAUGCAGGGGGAGAACGUGAUUGUAGAAAUUCAAACAAGAGGAAGAGGAGGCAAAUCAUUGACCGGAAUGAUUUUUCUGUUGAAGAUAGUUAUACUGCAAAGGUGCAGCAACUUGCAGAAAUCAAACAUAAACAAGACGAAGACAAAGCAGCAGCAAGACUUCAUUCAUUUGACGGUAGUUGCAAGAUCAAUGAAUGUGCUCUUCCAUCCUCGGAAAAGAUUGAAAGGAUAAAAUACCUGAGGUCUAUAAGUUCUGUGACAAAGGUGAAGUCAUCAAAUAUCCAUGGUCAUGUCAUGGAGCAUUACGAAGAUGCUGUUCUUUGUAUUGAGAUUUAUCAUAGCAGAAGAACGUGGGUAAAGGCCCAAGAGUUCUUGGUUUUAGGAAGGCAAACCUUGACUGAACUGAGGGACAACAUUUGUUGUGCAACAGACCAGGUUAUGCAAAAAGCAGGGAAGCAUAACCCUUCUGGAUAUAUCCUCAUAGAGGAUGUAUUUUGCAAUGAUUUGAGAGAUCCUUCUGCAAUAGACUACAGCAAACCCAUAUUUGAUUGGCUUAGAAACUCCAAGGAUGAUGCCCUUGAGAAAUGGGAGUGCAUCAUCUCUGGUGACUUACAACAGAAGCAAAAAGCACUUUUAGGGGAUCCGACAAUUUCACGCUUGCCUCACUUCAAAGCUGUUGACAUGCAUAAGACACGCUUUUGUGAUUUGCAAUUUCGACUUGGUGCUGGAUAUCUCUAUUGUCACCAGGGGGAUUGCAGGCACACAAUUGUGAUCAGAGAUAUGAGAUUGUUUCAUCCAGAGGAUGUAGGUGAUCGGGCGGCUUAUCCAAUACUUACAUUUCAACUAAAGUCACGUGUUCAGAAAUGUUGCGUAUGUAAGAUUUACAGAGCUACGAAGGUGACUGUGGAUGACAAGUGGGCUCCGGAGAAUCCUUGCUAUUUUUGUGAUAAUUGUUAUUUCCUUCUUCAUUACUCGGAGGAUGGGUCAUUGUUGUACAAGGAGUUCUCAGUCUAUGAUUAUCAUCAUGAAUGAUUGCUGUAGCCUGUAGGAUUGCUUCACUCCUAAACAUGCAAUUUGUCAUUUUAUCCGGCCAAAGGUAAAGUAAAGAAGAGUGAUAGUUUUGAUUUUUGAUAAAAAUAUAUCAAAAAUUGAUGUUUGAGAUGCUCA